GUUCAUUUGAUAAAUGGUUCAUAUCGGAACACAACUAGAAAGAUUUAACUACGUGGUAUCGUUCGUUCAAGCAUUCUAUAUCGAUUAUUGAUAGGACAAAAUCACUCUGACACAUUGCCUCACCAAUGCAGGUAUGAUAGUAUGAUACCACCGACAGAUCAAACAAGGGGACAGUUUUAUCAGCACCUGAACUCUUACAAGUAUGGAUGGAGAGCAACCGUCUGAAGAUGCUUUCUGAUACCUUUAAGUUGUUAGUAAACCAUCAACAGAUUUGUUUAAAGAAGAAUUUGAAGGUCGAUAAUGCAUCAAAAUGUUUGUAAGACAAUAGUGCAGGGGAAAUCUAUAUAGCUAUGAGCGUUCGUUUCAUCAACAUCUAUAAAACAAAACAUAACUGGAAUAAAAUUCAUUUAGGUUAGGAUUUAUCUAUUUUGUUUCCAGUCUUUUCAAAAAGUAAGAUUUGUACACACGUGAACAAUAGGCAGCAUGUCCAUGGUAACCGUUUAAAGAUUUCGCGCUAAAACAGUAAUAAACACCAGUAUGGCAGCAAAUCCUGUUAGACCAGUUCCAAUUCCUACAAUAGGACUUGGACAGUCCUAUAACUUUCAUGAAAAUAAUGUUCCGGAAGUUGUCAAACCACUUGUCAACGUGAUUCAAGAUGGACGACCGGAAAAAGUAAGCGUAAUUAUUUCUGAAAUAAAGUCCAAAAAGAAAGAGAGGGAUCUUCAAAACAUGUCUUCUGAAUAUGAAACGAUUUUACACAGAGCAGUGAAAAUGAGAGCUAACAAGGACAUUAUUUCUGCUUUACUCACUGCUUGUCCUGAUCUUCUCACUGAAGCUAGAAGCGAUUCGGAACUGUAUAGAGGCCAAACUGCACUCCACAUUGCUAUUACAGGAGAAGAUAUUGAAGUAACUGAUGCAUUAUUACGGAAAGGAAAGGAACUAGGUGUGCUAGAUAAUAUUCUUACAGCUUGCGCAACGGGUUCAAGAUUUGAAAAUACUGUAAUGCUUGGUGAAAUCCCGCUGAUAGUUGCAGCUCUGACAUUAAAUGUGAAAUUAUUGGAUAAGCUUGUCGAAUAUGGCGCCAAAAUAGAUGCACAGAAUUCUAGGGGAGAUAAUGUGUGUCAUUGCUUAAUUCGCUAUGCACAUUUAUAUCCGGAAAAGAUUAGUGAUAUAAUGACCAUGGUAGAACGGCUAUCAGGUGUCAAAGCAGAAUCCAAGACAGACAAAUCAGGAGAACAUUCAAAAACAGAAAAAAUGAAGAAUUUAUCGGAAGCAGAUGCGUGUCAGAGUAGUCAUAUAUGGUUAAUGCCAAACAAGGAUGGACUAAAUCCACUUAAACUAGCUGCCAAACUCGGACAACAAUCAAUAUUUAAGUUUAUUAUGGAAAUGAAAGGCGUUUACUCUUAUGUCAAUUCCGAAGAUGGACUGUUCGAUGUGGAACUCUAUGACGUAACAGACAUUGAUGCAACUUCGGAGUUUAAGCUGCUAGAUAUUAUCCCGUGGGUAGAUUCAGAAGAAUGGGAAGCAAAUGAUUCACCAAACGAACCACAUGAACAUUUACAUCCAAGCUCGUUUAAGGUUCCGACUCUGGAGAUGAUAUUCGACAGUGAUUCUUCUACAGUAUUUAGAUUCAUUGAGAUGUCACCACUGCGGUAUGUCAUCAACAGAAAAUGGGAAUUUUACAGGAUAUUUUUUGCGGUAUGGGGUAUUUUGCACAUAUUGUUCAUGAUUGGGUACACCGUGUACGCAGUGCGGCGCUCAUCUGUCGCCAACAACACAAAUGAUACCAACAGGACAGUCUAUACGAUUGGUGACGAUGCAUAUGUUACAUUUUACGCAGUAUUUAGUCUCGUUUUUGCAUUUUUAUACCUUUUACAAGAGGUAAUAAGAAUGGUCAAGGGUCGUAUGCCGUGGACUUUUUCACACGUUAUGAACUGUUAUCAUAAUGGACCAUUUCGUCUAGUUCUGGCAUUAUUCGCUAUUAUAGUAUUAGCGGACUUUAUAUGGCGACUGGCAGACAACCGUUACGGAGACUAUCUUCUCGUCUGCUCCAUGAUUCUUGGCUGGUGGUUCCUCGUGUUCUUCCUUAGAGGCUUCAGGCAAUUCAGUUUCUUUACUGUCAUGAUACAGAAAGUAUUAGUGGGCGAUAUGUUUAGGUUCUCAAUCGUUAUUGGAAUGGAACUUAUCGCUUUCACCACCGGCAUGUACAUAACAUUUAGAGGUUCUCCAAAACUAGCUGGUGAUUUACCAGAAAAUGAAAACGUACAUGAAUACAGUAAGCUUAUGAUAGCUAUGUUCAAAAUGAUGUUCGGAUUUACAUCCUUAGAUGUUUUGUUCGAUGCACCAGCACCUUGGUUUGCCGUCUGUAUUUAUGUUGCAUUUGUUCUUCUGACUUACGUACUAAUGAUAAACUCUCUGAUUGCCAUGAUGUCAAACACUUGUAGCUUUGUGUCUCAGAAUCGUGAUAUACAGUACAGAGUUCAACAGUUAUCAAUCAUCCUCUUCUUUGAGAGUAUUCUCCCUGUAUGUUGCCUGCGCAUGGUCGGUCAGCCUCGUGUGUGUGACUGGUAUGACUGGAAUACAAAGCAAAUGGUUAAGAAAAGUCGAUCUUUUAUGGAAGUAAGAUCAUUGCAUGAAGUGACUAAGAGCAGGUCACGGCACCGUCCUAACACAGAGACUAUGUUAGAGACAAUAUUCCACACCAUAAAGAAUAUCCAGCUUCCAAAAAUCGGUGUCUUUGAGGAUGAAAAUUCAGAGGACGAAACAGCGAAUGUACAUAGCCCUGUCGAAGUUCGAAGAAGCAAUUUAGAGAACACACCAGACACUGAAGAUCUUGAUAUACAUUCAAGACGAAGACACAAGAAGAAGAAAAAGAAGAAGGCAAGACAUGGCGAUUUAUCAAGGGAUACUAUCAAUGCUGUAAGCACCGUUAACACGAUAGAAGAAAGAAACGACAGUAACCUCGAUCUUAGGAAUCCUCGUCGGCUUCCAUCAGUUGAAGAUAUUUAAUUUAAAAAUCUCACCACUAUAGUACUUAGAAGGUCGAUUAGUACGACAGACAGAAAAAUAUUAUGUCGGUUUUAAUAUAUCACAUUGUUGAUCAUUGCCCCAAAGUUGUGUCAGCAGGAAAGUCAAAUUUAUCAGAACUGUCAGUAUUAGCAAUUUACCAUUUUAAAGAGAAGUCGUUUUUUGUUAGGUAUUCGGUUUAAUGUCUUUCACAUCUGUACUCUUUCUGAAUAUACUCUCACGUGUUUAUGGGGAAUGUCCCAAGGUACAUAUGAAAUAUGCGCAAAGAUUGCAUAAAUGUUUCAUAUCCGUAUUUAUAUAUUAUUUCUGUUUGAGUGAAUCAUGGACCUGUUAUCAUGUCUUCGUGCACAGUGAUAAAUAUACUUCACAGUGUUAACUAUACAUUGUUCUGUUAUUUUAAAGUAUUAUUUCUUUUUAUUUUUUCAUAAAGAUCAUCCUA
This is a messenger RNA of Mercenaria mercenaria, 3466 nucleotides long. Its product is annotated as transient receptor potential cation channel subfamily V member 6-like. Gene Ontology annotation, biological process: calcium ion import across plasma membrane. Bases 538 to 3009 code for a protein of 823 amino acids. Gene Ontology annotation, molecular function: protein binding; calcium channel activity. Gene Ontology annotation, cellular component: membrane. The transcript has 2 exons. The record is from RefSeq and is a predicted model, not a curated record. NCBI's taxonomy places the organism in Eukaryota, Metazoa, Mollusca, Bivalvia, Venerida, Veneridae.